AUGGCCACGCGAUGUACAUUGUUUCGUUAUCGUUGCAUAAAAUAUGUGACACACACUGGCGAAAAACCGUACGCGUGCGACGUAUGCGACAAGUUGUUCGCUCUAAGUAGCAGCUUAAGGAAAUAUCGACGCACACACACUGGUGAAAAACCGUACGUAUGCGAUGUAUGCGACAAGUCGUUCGCGGCAAGUUUCAGUUUGACGGCACAUAGACGCACACACACUGGAGAAAAACCGUACGCAUGCGAUGUAUGCAAAAAGUCGUUCGCUGAAAGUGGCACUUUAAGGAAACAUCAACGCACACACACUGGUGAAAAACAGUACGCAUGCGAUGUAUGCGACAAGUCGUUCGCGGAAAGUUUCAGUUUGACGGCACACAAGCGAAUGCACACUGGCGAAAGACCAUACGCGUGUGAUGUAUGCGACAAGUCGUUCUCUGCAAGUGGCAGUUUGAUGGUACACAAGCGAAUGCACACUGGUGAAAAAUCAUAUGUGUGCGAUGUAUGCGACGAGUCGUUCUCGGUAAGUAGAAAUUUGGUGUCACACAAGCGGACGCACAUUGCACCAUGUCUGGAUUAA
Messenger RNA from Metopolophium dirhodum (rose-grain aphid), 579 nucleotides. Its product is annotated as endothelial zinc finger protein induced by tumor necrosis factor alpha-like. Gene Ontology annotation, molecular function: RNA polymerase II cis-regulatory region sequence-specific DNA binding; DNA-binding transcription factor activity, RNA polymerase II-specific. NCBI's taxonomy places the organism in Eukaryota, Metazoa, Arthropoda, Insecta, Hemiptera, Aphididae. The transcript is spliced from 3 exons. Bases 1 to 579 code for a protein of 192 amino acids. The record is from RefSeq and is a predicted model, not a curated record. Gene Ontology annotation, biological process: regulation of transcription by RNA polymerase II.